AGCUGUGGGACACCAGAUCUGCCUCAAGUCUGCUGGGAGAAUGAUUAACCACGGCAGGAAUCCAUCCUGUGGAUAGCCAGCUCCAAAUGGAAGCGUUCUGCAGAUGGCCAGACUUGCUAAACAGCAUAGGAACCACAAGCAGGGAAGGAGGUUCUGGUGUCUGGUGCUUGUUGAGCUCAGUGUGCAUUGCAGGGCAGCGAUUUUGUGUCUUGGCAAAGGCAGCAGCAGGAUCUGUGAGUUGCUCGGGAAGAUAGUGUGCAAGAGGAAUGGAAGAGAACGCUGCCGAGGAGGUGGAUCACACCCCAGGUGAUGGCGGCAUGGGGGUAGAUGUUGUGGAAUCGGGUGACACCACACCCCCUACAAAGAGGAAAAGCAAGUUCUCAAGCUUUGGCAAGAUCUUCAAACCCUGGAAGUGGAGGAAAAAGAAAAGCAGCGACAAAUUUAAGGAGACUUCAGAAGUUUUAGAACGAAAGAUUUCUAUGCGAAAGCCAAGAGAGGAGCUGGUAAAAAGAGGGGUUCUGUUGGAAGAGCCUGAGCAGGAUGGUGAAGAGCCAGAGAAGCUGAACCCCCCUGCACUGAAGAAUGGCCACACAGUCCCCAUCAGUGGGCCCGGGCUCUGUGACCUGCCCAGCCAGGAGGAAGAGGCCACAAAGCCCUCCAACCUUAGGAAGCCUGUUCCAGCAGAGGAACUGAAAAAGAGGCAGGGCUCUUCCAGCAGCCACCCUGGGCCCGAACUGGAACCACCUCAGGAGCCACAUGGUCCCAGACAGCCUCUCCUUCCUCCAAAAAGACCCCCCUCCACCUCCCAGGAGGCAAACGAGGCGCAGGCGAAGGAUCCAACGCCCGCCAGCAGCUCUGCAAGAACUGCCCCCUCCACCACAGCCCCCACUGCAGCAAAGACAGUCAAUCCCACAGCUGCCCCUUCCCCAGCCCCCAGGACUCUGCUCCCUGCUCCUGCCAGUGCCAACACUACUGCUCCCACCAGUACAACCAGCACAGCUCCUGCCAAACAGCCUCCUGUCCCCCCUCCCAAACCUGUCAACAGAAAUAGCAACUCACUAAUAGCUGAACUUUCCCAGGCAAUGAACAGUGGUACCGCCUUGUCCAAGCCUUCCCCUCCUCUCCCCCCGAAGAGGGGCCUCGUGCCCAACAACACGUCGGAGGUUGUCCCCUCCAAGCCCCCCCACGACAGGACGGGAACAGCGACUCGCCCGGCGCCAAUCCCGCUGCACGUGAGCUCGGCUCACCCGCCGCCCUCGCCCUCACCGCCCCUGCCCACACACGUGCCCCCUGAGCCCCCACGCAUGCCCCUGCCCACCCCCACCCCCAGCCUGGACCCCCCGCGCUCCCUGGACCUGCCCACCGAGACGCCGCCUCCUCCGGAGGAGUUCAGGUCCGUGGAAGCGUUGAAGAGGACGGCGGAGCAAGGCUUCGGAGAGCCCCACGUGCUGCCCCGCCUGCCCCAGAUCCCGCUGCACAUCCGGAUCCAGCAGGCUCUGAACAGCCCCCUGCCCGUCACCCCCCCGCCCGAGGGGUCCCACAGGGCUCACUCCCUGCUCUUUGAGAACGAUGGAUUCGGGGAUGACAACGGCACCCUGGGCAGGACAAGGUCCCUGCCCAUCACCAUCGAGAUGCUCAAAGUUCCAGACGAUGAGGAAGAGGAAGAAGAUGACCAGGAAGAGGAGCAGAAUCCGGGUCCUCGUGUAUAUAUUGGAGAUGUGCCAUCUGUCACAGUCAUCCCCAAACUGGUACCCCAGGUCCUGCCAGAGGAGCGGGAAGGAGACGAAGGGAUGAGCGACUCUGACUCGGAGGGGCCCAUCCUGUACAAAGAUGAUGAGGAUGAGGAGGAAGAUGAAAGCCAUAACAGCACGUUGGCCAACAAGGUGAAGAGGAAAGACACGCUGGCUAUAAAGCUGGGGAACGCGACCGCGCCGCAGGAGGACAAGAUCGUUUUCCCUCGGAAGAGCAAGGAGGAGUGGAACGAGAUCCGGCAGCAGAUCGGGACAACGCUGAUCAGGCGACUGAGCCAGAGACCCACAGCGGAAGAGCUGGAGCAGAGGAACAUCCUGCAGCCCAAGAAUGAGGCUGACCGUCAAGCUGAGAAGCGCGAGAUCAAGCGCCGGCUCACCAGAAAGCUUAGCCAAAGGCCUACGGUGGCAGAGCUGCAGGCCAGGAAGAUCCUGAGGUUUAAUGAAUACGUGGAAGUCACAGAUGCUCAGGACUAUGACCGGCGAGCGGAUAAGCCGUGGACAAAGCUGACACCAGCUGACAAGGCGGCCAUCAGGAAGGAGCUGAAUGAGUUUAAGAGCUCUGAAAUGGAAGUGCAUGAGGAGAGCAAGCAGUUCACGAGGUACCAUCGACCAUAAUCUUCCAAGAAGGGAGCAAGAGACCCUAGAGGCCUGGAAGUUCCCUGCGUCCCUCUCCUAGGCAAUACAGCGAGGGUGGAACCCCCCAGCUCUUCCAAGAUUUGCCUUCCAACCAUAUCCAGAAAAGGGCUUUCAGCCAGGGAAAGGGCAAUCCUGUCUGAAUGUAGCAUUUCACUGGAACAAACACGUCUCUCGUGCCAUCAGGCUGGAACUGACACUAUACCUCGUGUGGCUCAGCAAUAACCCCCUGCCAGGAGAACAUGCCCAGGGGAACAGACUCCUUUUCGGGAUGCAAUUCCUCCUUUCCUCCUCUUUUCCAUGAGGAAAGAGGGGGGGAAAAAAAAGAAGAAAAAGGCAGCUCUGGUGUUGAGAAGCUGAGGAGAGGAUGUGCUUGGAAGCACGUGUGUGUAUAUUAGCUGUGUACAGAGAAACCUGGCACACAACUGACAUGUCACUCGUUAUUUUUUGGGGUUUUGCUUGUUUCUGUCAUGUCCUUAAUGUCCUGAAUCACUACUGACCAACGGUUUGUUGUGCUGGAAGGGAACUGUAUAGGUAUUAACAUAUGCUGCAUCUUUUUUGUAAAAAAAACCCACAAAACAAAAAAAAACAGAAACCACAGAUGUAUAAAACAUUCCUUCCCCACCCUCUCACACUUGCUGUGAUGUUAAUAACAGAUCUUGAGAUAUCUAGGAUUGUUUAAUGAAUUACAGAACCAGGAAAAUGACUGUUGCCUUUUAAAACUUUUUAAUUUGGGGAAAAGGUGAGAGUAGUCAAUCCUUUUUAUUGUGGCUUCCUCUCAGAUGUUUUUUACUCUCCCAAAUCAGGGUUGAAACUUGCCUUUUUUUCUCAUUUUUACAGCUAAACCUACCAGAAACUUGAUAAAAUUUCACUGUGUGGGUCGAAGGGAGUGGAGGAAGAGGUUUAAAAAGUGACCUUAAAAAGAUGAUUUUUCUCUUCUGAAAGAAGUUCUUCCUUAAAUGUGGGGUUUAAAAAAAAAAAAAAAAAAAGAAAUCUGGUAUAGGCCACUGCUGUAUUAUGCACAAAACCUAAACCAUGUGUGAGAUGCCACUUGUGAGGGAAGGGAGUGUGGGGAUGGAGAGAAGGGCUUUUUGCCUUGUUCACAGGCAGGGGUGGCAACACCCCGGCCACGACCCGGCACCCUCAUGGGACAUGGCGAGAGCUCUUCCCUCACCGCUCCCCCCCACCCCGCACUGUACAGCCACCUGUAGACUUAAACCAUUGCGUUGUAUAUCAGUCUCCUCAGCAACAGAUUUUAACUAUGGAAUAAAAGUAUUUUAGGAUUUUUUUU
Messenger RNA from Empidonax traillii (willow flycatcher), 3675 nucleotides. It is a transcript of the gene PHACTR4, whose product is annotated as phosphatase and actin regulator 4. The record is from RefSeq and is a predicted model, not a curated record. Lineage: Eukaryota; Metazoa; Chordata; Aves; Passeriformes; Tyrannidae. The coding region runs from base 267 to 2366 and encodes 699 amino acids. Gene Ontology annotation, molecular function: actin binding. Gene Ontology annotation, biological process: actin cytoskeleton organization; neural crest cell migration. The transcript has 14 exons.